UUUUGGUCCAGUAGUUGCAUGUUACUAUGCGCUUGCAAAAUCUGUCACAGCUCUACUUCAGUACCUUGCCAACAGGAGCAACGCUAACGCGAACCCUGCUUGUCGAUAAUUUGUCGCAUUGGAUUGGUUAGACGGCAGUAAUAUAGGGCUAGAUUAGCUAACCACUGCCCUGCUGUUCUGUUAUACAACGCUAGGAGAAAAUAGUUUGCAUUUAUAAACUUAAUCACGACUUAUUGACUUUUAGCCAGUAUUAUUUUGCGGUAUUUUUUUUCACAACGUGAGCUGGUUACAGAAUGGCUGCAGAAAGCAGGAUGUUUUUUGACGUUAGAUGUCCAAAUGGAGAUUUUGGCAGAGUUUUUGCCAAUAUUUUACGCGGGCAAAGCGAUGCACGUCAGUUUCACUUUCAGGAUGGGAAUACUCCUCACACAGCUGGAACAUGACGGCAAAAUCUGUAUCCUUUGCGAUGCUACAGCGUUUUCCUGUGUAGUUUAAUGCCUGUCUGCCUCUAUGGCGCAGCAUCUCUCAGUGUGGGAUACCAUGGAGCAGCUAGAAGAUGAACUUACGUGCCCAAUCUGCUGCGGUCUCUUCGAAGAUCCCCGGGUUUUGCUGUGCUCACACAGCUUUUGCAAGAAAUGCUUGGAGGGACUGUUGGAGGGAAACCGAGGUCCAUAUUUCAGAGCACCUUUCAAAUGCCCCACAUGCCGCAAAGAGACCCCUCACAACGGUGCAAACAGCCUGCAGAUCAACUACUCUCUACGCGGGAUUGUGGAGAAGUACAGCAAAAUCAGGGUUAUGCCUAAAAUGUCUGUUUGUAAACAACACUGCGGUCAGCCUCUAAACAUAUUCUGCGCCACGGACCUAAACCUCAUUUGUGGGUUUUGCGCGACAACAGAUGACCACAGAGGGCAUAAAUUCUGCUCCUUGGAGGAAGCAUAUGAGCAAGAGAAGAAGGCGUACGAAGAGCUGCUGCGCGGGGUGGAGAGCUGGCAGAGCGCAGACAUCCUGUCCUGCCUGGAGACACUGCAAGCCAGUAAGAAAAAGGCACUUCAGUAUGUGAACAAGGAUGCAGAAAAGGUGACAGAUUAUUUCGACAAACUCGUCAGUACCAUUGAAUGCAAAAAGAAUGAGAUCCUCUCCGAUUUUGAAACGCUGAAGCUGGUGGUGAUGCAGACAUACGACCCGGAGAUCACAAAGCUCAGCGCGGCGGUGGAGGAGCACACACGGGCGCUGGGCAUCGCUGAGUCUUUUCGGAGUGUAUCCGACCCCCUGUGCUUUCUGCAACAGAUGCAGGAGUUUCGGGAGAAGUUUAAGGUAUUGAAAGAGACUCCACUGCCCUCUCGGAAAUACACGGACGUCAGUCCUCUUGUGCGUAACUUCGAUGUAAAGAAGUGGGACUCACUGAGGCUCAGAGAAGUUGACAAGAUCUCAGUCCCCCACGAGAAUGGCCACUACAGAGAGGGGGGUUCACGGAUGCCAGCGUCGAGAUGGAUCACCUUAUUUAUAAGUAUAUUCCUGCCGAUUCUGCUCCUGCUGCAGCCGCCCAACCUGGCACCCUACGUGCCUUCGCAGGUUGAACCGAUGCUCACUGCUGUUUCUUCGCACCUCACACACCUUGGGGUGUACCUCAGCGAAAUGACUGACAUGUUCUCAAGUUUACUGGGUGCAGGUCAGGAAUGUAUCGUGAACUUCUUUCCCUAUACUGUCAGUGUUAUUGACACGUUAUUUAAUGAAUAGUCUGUGGCAUCUCUGCCAUGCACUCACAGCUACAAUCCAAGGGACCCUUGACGCGCUUAACACUAAUGACAGUUAUGCACUCCAAUAUAAUUUCACACUUUUUGUAUGUAUUUUCUUUUGGUUUUUGGCCAAGCUCCAACCUUAUUGAAGCCAACGAAUCACAUAAAAUCAACCACUAAUGAACAGUCUGUAGCCUACAUUUAAAUAGAUAGACACUAUCGAUGUGCAAUCUACUUUAUCUUUUUAUUAUCAGUAUGACACUCCAAGAUGAUUUUGAUAAAUAAACGGUGAAGUUUAAGUCACGUCCAUGUUUGUUUUUUUAUCUAGUGCGUCAUGCCAACUCAGCCUAUUAUUUAGAGGCACAAGGGUGUGUAAUAAAAUAAUUUACAAAGUGUAAUUCCUGGCCUCUUCCCUGCAGAGCGCGUCAGCACCACAGUGAUGCUGCAACCUCUUCAAGGUUACAAGCGUUGCAUAACAGGGCCCGUGUGAAAUAUUCACCAGCCUGCAGAUACAUUGAAAGAGGGGGAAAAGAUGUGUUAUGUUAACGAUAUUUCCAUGAAAACUGACAACUGUUUUUCCCUCAUCGUUGAUAAUAAAACUACAAGGCAAGUGUACACGAUUGUCA
Eleginops maclovinus (Patagonian blennie) is the source of this 2359-nucleotide messenger RNA. RefSeq names its product tripartite motif containing 13 (gene trim13). The record is from RefSeq and is a predicted model, not a curated record. NCBI's taxonomy places the organism in Eukaryota, Metazoa, Chordata, Actinopteri, Perciformes, Eleginopidae. The transcript has 2 exons. Gene Ontology annotation, molecular function: ubiquitin protein ligase activity; zinc ion binding. Gene Ontology annotation, cellular component: cytoplasm. Bases 508 to 1734 code for a protein of 408 amino acids. Gene Ontology annotation, biological process: positive regulation of macroautophagy; positive regulation of canonical NF-kappaB signal transduction; protein ubiquitination.